This is a messenger RNA of Drosophila bipectinata, 1704 nucleotides long. RefSeq names its product solute carrier family 2, facilitated glucose transporter member 1. Gene Ontology annotation, molecular function: hexose transmembrane transporter activity. The record is from RefSeq and is a predicted model, not a curated record. NCBI's taxonomy places the organism in Eukaryota, Metazoa, Arthropoda, Insecta, Diptera, Drosophilidae. Gene Ontology annotation, biological process: monosaccharide transmembrane transport. Gene Ontology annotation, cellular component: membrane.
CCCAGCACGGUUUACCGUCAAAAGCUUCCAUAGGAAACAAUUUUCGCAUCAAAAGCGUCAUGGAGCAGCAGAAAGCCAGAGGGCAGCGACUUGACAGAACACCAAGUACCACACAGACGCCACUAAUGGCACAAAGAAAGCCAUCUUUGCAAGAACAUCCUCAGUGGAGCUGGACCCUGAAGUGGGCGGCGAUCGGUUCUUCUCUUGGAGCUGCAGUACCUGUGGGUUACUGUACAGGGGUAAUGAAUAGCCCUGCUGAGCUCAUGCGCACCUGGUGCAAGGAAACUCUGGCCCAUCGGUACGAUCUCCACGUAGGCGACGCAGGAAUAGAACUUCUUUGGUCGGCAGCCGUCUCGCUGUUCCUUGUGGGAGGAGCCUUGGGAUCCGUAACGGGGGCCACUGUGGCCAAUCGCUUUGGAAGACGGGGUUGCUUUCACAUCUGCGGCAUCCUUCUCGCCCUGGGGGCCGCCUGCUUCUAUGCGUGCCGUCCAUUGCGAUCGGUGGAACUAUUGCUUUGCGGAAGACUGUUAGUUGGACUGGCUGGUGGUCUCGUUACAGCAUUCAUGUCUAUGUGGCAUAGUGAACUCGCUGCACUAUCCCAACGAAGCACUUUGGCUCCGUUAUGUCCAAUGGGACUGACGCUGGGCGUCGUUGUGUCACAAAUCUGCAGUCUGCGGUCGUUGCUUGGCGGAAACGAGUAUUGGCACCUGGGAUUGGCUUUCUAUGGACUUCUGGUGGUUCUUUUCUAUGCUCCUUUCAAAUGGUACCCGGAGAGCCCCAAAUGGCUAUAUAUCGUGAAGGGCCGCAAAGAGGAGGCCCGGCGACAACUGAUGCAGCUCCGGGGAUAUGCCGUGGACAGCACCACCCUGCAGGCCGAAUUGGACGAAAUGGAAUUGGAAGCCACUUCUAAGGCGGCGACAAGUGGCUUUCUCGAAGUGAUCCGCGACUCUAGGCUGCGCCUGCCACUCAUAAUUGUGUGCGCCUUUCUUGGCGGUCAGCAGUUAUCCGGCAUAAACGCAAUAUUUUACUAUUCUGUGUCUAUAUUUCGAAAAGCGGGCUUGACACCGCAGGCAUCGGAGUGGGCUAACCUCGCGGCGGGCUCCCUUAAUCUGGCCACCUCGAUGGUGGGUCCGGUUCUCCUAGAAAGGGUCAACAGGCGUCCGCUGAUGCUGUUCUCCACCCUCCUAUGUACCGUCUUUCUAUUUUUGUUCGCUAUGUUGCUUUAUUUUAUCGAAAGCGUCAGCUGGUUCGCCAUAGGUUGCAUUGGGUGCAUAUUCUUGUACAUAUUUUUCUUUCAGUUUGGUCUUGGGCCCAUGCCCUUUUUUAUCGGAGCAGAAUUAUUCGAGCAGGCGCCCCGACCCGCCGCAAUGGCUUUAGGAAGCGUAGUCUACUGGUCUUGUAAUUUUAUUAUAGGAAUGGGCUUUCCCACGCUGCAGAACGCAUGGGGAGCUUUAGUCUUCUUGCCGUUUUCAAUCACGUGCCUCCUUCUCUAUGUGUUAACGAAGUACUAUUUGCCCGAGACGCGUGGAAAAAGUCCCUCUGACGUAGCCCCACUUGUCGCCAAUGGAUUCCGUUCAAGAGUACGGCGUAUCUCUUACACCGGCAACUAAUCCUACGCCUACUCAUCGUACAUCCUCGACAAAACUUAUCACAAUAUAAAUCUAUGACUUCUAUAAAAAAAAAAAAACUACUGAUAAAAGAUAA